AUGCACGCGGGGCUCCUGGGGCUCUCGGCCCCGCUGCAGGCGGCCGAGCAGAGCGCGCGCCUUUACACAGUGGUCUACUACUUCUCCUCCGGACGGCGCCUGUGGGGGUGGCUGGCACUUUCUAUCUUCCUGCCCGGCUUCCUGGUGCAGGGCCUGAGCUACCUGUGGUUCCGCGCGGACGGGCAUCGCGGGCGCUGCUCACUGCUGAUGCUGCACCUCCUACACCUUGGCGUCUGGAAGCGCCACUGGGACGCUGCUCGGACCGCAAUGUCGAAGGAACAGGAGGCUCCGCACCUGGGCCAGCUGUGGCUGCAGGAGGCCGACCUGUCGGCCCUCCGCCUCCUGGAGGCCCUGCUGCAGACCGGGCCCCACCUGCUGCUGCAGACGUACGUCUUUCUGGCCUCAGACUUCACGGACAUCGUGCCCGGGGUAAGCGCCCUGUUCUCCUGGUCCUCUCUGUCCUGGGCCCUGGUGUCCUACGCUCGUUUCAUGGACUUCAUGAAGCCGGGCCCCCUGGCCACGCCGUGGGCUGCGCUCUUGUGCCAGCAGCUCUGGAGGAUGGGCAUGCUGGGGACCCGCGUGCUGAGCCUGGCGCUGUUCUACAAAGCGUACCACGUUUGGGUUCUGGUUGUUGGAGCCGCGGGCAGCAUGUGGCAUGUGAUGCUGCUGGAGAAUGUCAUCCUUCUGCUGUUGGCCACAGACUUUGUCCAGGGGGCAUCGUGGACCAGCCUGUGCACCAUAGCGGGCGUCUUGUCUGGCUUCCUCAUUGGCAGCGUGUCGCUGGUCGUCCAUUACAGCCUGCUGCACCCAAAAGCCGCGGCCAUCCGCCAGGGCCUCGUGCGGACAUCCUGCGGCACUGCAGGGGGCGACACGGCAGAGAGAGAAUCUUCUCCCCGGGCCGAGGCUCUGGCAGGGGGGAGAGCCGAGAGCUCGGUCUCGUGCCAAGGGGAAGGUUACGAGCCGACACCUCUGGGGACGCCCCCUGGCCCACAGCCGGGUGCUCUGGAGGCCGGGCCGGGGAGCCACGUUGCUGGGGAGGACUCUUUCCUCAGUCACCACCACUGGCUGUUGGUGAAACUUGCCCUAAAAACAGGAAACGUGUCCAAGAUCAACGCAGCCUUUGGAGACGACAGUCCUGGCUGCUCCUGGGGGCUCGGUCAACACCACAGUGUGCAGAGGAAGCCCCUGUCUUCCCAGCAAGAGCCCCCAUCCUCACCCCGUGACCGCCCAGCCUUAGAGAAAGGCUCUGAGUUUGAAGGUGUCCCUAAAGCAGACCCUGACCCUUUGGAAAGCUCAAGUUAUGUCUCUUUUGCCAGCGAUCUUCAGGACAAAGUGCCUCCAGAGUGGCCGUCAGCCGCCCGGGGAGAGGGCGGCCCGGAGGAGGGGGCCGGGGCUGUUCUUGCAGCGCAGGGGCGGGGAGCCGGGGGGCAGCCGAGGGCGGAGGAAGGGCAGGAGGGCUCCACGUUGUACUUCAGUGCCACUGCGGAAGGGGCCACGCCCCCACACCAAGAAGGCAGGCCAGCCACUCCGCAGAGGGCCCACUCUGGGAGGAUAUUGGGGAAGGGCAGCCCUGCCCCACCUGCCUGGCCUCGGCCGCUCACUAAGCCCUUUCCCGUCACCAUGGCUGACAUCAGCCCCAUCCUAGGCCCCGGCCCAUGCGGAGGCUCCGGCCCCAGUGCAGACCCCACUGGACGAGCCCUGGGUGGCUCAGAGCAUAGGGAGAGUCAGGAGCCCACAGGGGACUUGAAUCACCAUGCCACUGUGGGCCCACGGAUGUCACUGCCAAAGACGAGACCUGCCGAUGAGCCCUGCCUCACGUCCACCCCGAAGUCUGAGUCCCUCCAGAGGGACUGCAGCUGCAGAGAGAAGACGAAACAGGACUCAAGUUUUUUCAUCUGA
Messenger RNA from Propithecus coquereli (Coquerel's sifaka), 1899 nucleotides. It is a transcript of the gene XKR5, whose product is annotated as XK, Kell blood group complex subunit-related family, member 5. The transcript has 7 exons. Bases 1 to 1899 code for a protein of 632 amino acids. Gene Ontology annotation, biological process: engulfment of apoptotic cell; apoptotic process involved in development; phosphatidylserine exposure on apoptotic cell surface. The record is from RefSeq and is a predicted model, not a curated record. Gene Ontology annotation, cellular component: plasma membrane. NCBI's taxonomy places the organism in Eukaryota, Metazoa, Chordata, Mammalia, Primates, Indriidae.